This is a messenger RNA of Raphanus sativus (radish), 1920 nucleotides long. RefSeq names its product disease resistance protein RML1B-like. The record is from RefSeq and is a predicted model, not a curated record. Lineage: Eukaryota; Viridiplantae; Streptophyta; Magnoliopsida; Brassicales; Brassicaceae. The transcript is spliced from 2 exons. The coding region runs from base 147 to 1793 and encodes 548 amino acids. Gene Ontology annotation, biological process: signal transduction; defense response. Gene Ontology annotation, molecular function: ADP binding; ATP hydrolysis activity.
UAAUUUUCUAAUACGGAAAUUUCCCGGCUGUCUCUUUGUUGUUUACCUAAGUAAAUUAAAACUCUUUUCUCUCCUCCGCAGAUAGCUUUGUAAAACCAAUGCAACUCUCUGAUAUAUUCCUUUAACUUUUCUUUACCCUAUCUCUCAUGGCUUCUUGUUCGUCCCACAUCAGGAGAUACCAUGUCUUUACGAGUUUCCAUGGUCCAGAAGUACGUAAAGGAUUUCUCAGUCAUUUACACAAUAACUUUGCAACAAAAGGGAUCACAACGUUCAAGGAUCAGAAGAUGGAGAGAGGCCACACGAUUGGACCUGAACUCGUACAAGCCAUUAGGGAAUCGAGGCUCUCAAUCGUAUUGCUAUCAAAGAACUACGCUUCUUCAAGCUGGUGUUUAGAUGAAUUAGUUGAAAUCUUGAAAUGCAGAGAAGAUCAGGGUCAAAUGGUGAUGACGAUUUUUUACCAUGUUGAUCCGUCCGAUGUGCGGAAGCAGAGGGGAGAGUUUGGAAACGCAUUCAAAAAAACUUGUGAAGGGAAAACGGAAGGGGAGAAGAAAAUAUGGAUCGAAGCUUUGGAGUAUGUUGCAACAAUUGCCGGAGAACACUCUUUAAACUGGGAGGAUGAAGCUAAGAUGAUAGAAAAAAUUGCUGCUGAUGUUUCAAACAAACUGAAUCUUACACCAUCAAAGGAUUUUGAAGGCAUGGUGGGAAUGGAAGCUCACUUGAAAGAAAUAAACUCUUAUAUAAGCCUAGACUGUGAUGAAGUGAAGAUGAUUGGAAUUCAGGGUCCUGCAGGAAUUGGUAAAACAACUAUUGCUAGAGCUGUAUUCAACCAGCUCUCUGCUGAUUUUCAACUUAAAUGCUUUAUGGGGAACCUCAAGGAAUGUUAUGGGAGGGAUGGUAUUGAUGACCAUGAUUUAAAGUUGUGUUUACAAAGCCAACUUCUUUCCAAGAUUUUGAAGCAAACGGAUAUGAAGAUACAUCAUUUAGGCGCAAUAAAAGAAUGGCUACAAGAACAGAGAGUUCUUAUUGUUCUGGAUGAUGUAGAUGAUCUUGAACAACUAGAAGCCUUGGCUAAAGAACCAUCUUGGUUUGGUCUAGGAAGUCGUAUCAUCAUUACCACAGAAGAUAGAAAGAUACUGCAGGCACAUAGGGUAAACAGUAUCUACCAUGUGGCUUAUCCAUCCGAAAAAGAAGCUCUUGAGAUCUUAUGUCUAUCUGCUUUCAAGCAAAGUUCCCCGUUGGAUGGUUAUGAAGAUCUUGCGAAACAAAUAGCGUAUCUUUGCGGUAAUCUUCCUUUAGGUCUUCAUGUUGUGGGUUUAUCUUUGCGUGGGGACAGCAAGGAUGAGUGGGAAAAUCAAUUAUCUAAGCUUAAAUCUAGUCUUGAUAGAAAGAUUGAGGACGUGCUACAAGUGGGAUAUGACAAACUAUCGGAUACAGAUCAAUCUCUGUUUCUCCACAUUGCAUUCUUCUUCAACAAUCAAGCUGUUGACCGUGUGACAACCAUGCUAGCUGACAGUAACUUGGAUGUAAAAAAUGGGUUAAAGACUCUUGCGGAUAGAUCUCUCAUGUAUGUGUCGACCACUGGGUGGAUAACAAUGCAUCGUCUACUUCAACAACUGGGAAGAAAAAUAGUUCAUAAACAGUCCGACGACCCAGGGAAACGUCAAUUUUUGGAAGACGCCUUCGAGAUCCACAAUGUGCUGGCAAAUAAUACAGUAAGUUCAUACACCUAUGCCUAUAUAUUUUUUUUUUAUCAAAACACCUAUGCCUAUAUAUAUGAACAAUAUAUUCUUUAGAGUGGUUGAUAAAUCCCAAUUGGUGGGUUGGCGUCUAUCAUUGACAUAGAUUAUUGUCUUCAUUGGUAAAACUUUAACAUAAGCAUUAUACUUCUUAUUAUCAAAGUAAUUACUAUAAAAAAAUUUA